Lentinula edodes (shiitake mushroom) is the source of this 1395-nucleotide messenger RNA. RefSeq lists its product as uncharacterized. NCBI's taxonomy places the organism in Eukaryota, Fungi, Basidiomycota, Agaricomycetes, Agaricales, Omphalotaceae. Bases 102 to 1016 code for a protein of 304 amino acids. The transcript has 2 exons. The record is from RefSeq and is a predicted model, not a curated record.
UACAUAGGCUCCAGGCCAUGGAAAUCUAGGAAAACACCAAAUUGAUCAUGACAUGAGCAUUGAGCACUAUUGAGCAACCCUCCGUCGCAUCAAAAAUUGUAAUGGAAAAAGGGCAUCGCAACGACAAAAUCAUUACGCUGGUUCGUUCACUUCAGUCACUUCAUCACAUCGCUGGUGCGUUGAAUUUUCUACACGAAUUUUCUCAUCUUCCUUCGUACUUCAGUCACUUAUGCUAUCCCCUUCUACCCCCUUUCUAUCGGCUUAAGUUUCGACUUGUUCGGAUAGAUUUUGCUGGCAAAAUUAAUCACGAUUCACAAUAUCAUCUCCGCUUCCACCUCGUUCUAUCCUGCCCUGUGUACUCGUGCGCGAACAUGUAUCCAAUUUCAUGCACAUCUCCGAGACUAUUAUCGAUAUGUCUUGCCGUUCUUGUUCUCCUCGCCGUCAAUGUUGUCGGCAGCCCAAUUGGAUCUCCCGUUUUGGCCUUGGCAAGUCCCUCUGUCACAUUGACCUCUGUUCAUCCAUUGGCCUCCAACUCCCCCUGGAACUUGCAUGCUGCGGUCACGCCAACUGGAAUAGUAAAGGAUGAGAUCUACUUUUGGAUGGAUGGUGACAAUGCCGAACUUUACAUUGGCUCCAGACGUUUCGGCCUCAGUAAUGGGCACGAACGUCUAGAGCCCAAAGAGGUUGGUAUACCCCAGACUGGUACCAGGAAGAUCGGUCAAGUCAUCUAUCCGAGCACCAAUGUCAAAGAACAGGUCUUGCAAAUUUUAGGAAAAUGCGGGAUCAGGAUAACUACAAGUAUAAAAGCAAGUCCCGUUCGAAUUUGUAGGGGACAUUACUUCCAGAACAUUAUUCAAAAACUGGUCAAAGUAUCAGAGAUGAACUCUUUAGAAGUAAAGGAUGAGAAUGGUGGGGGUGAUCUGGACUCAUUAUUUACCAAUUUGUUGCGAGAUACAGGGUUUCUGGGAACCUCGAAGAAGACUGUGGAGAAGUCAUAUCGUUUUCGUCCUUACUAGCACCCUAUAGUGUGUAAUGAUGGACCUUCUUGCUCCUAGUGCUAUUUUCCUUGUGACAACAUGAAUGUAAUAGAGCAAAGGUCAACCUGUUAAACAUUGCAGUGACUUUGGUACACCUGGGUUCCAUCCUUUACUAGGUGGCAUACUUCAACCUCAGACAACCUUGGGCUUGAGAUAUUGAUUUGUCUGUCAGUACAUGAACAUUUGAAACUCCAGUUGAUCCUCAACACUACAAAAAAUUGAUUGCUUGUCCCCGCUUGGUCCAAUGAUUCGGAUUGGCCAUGCUAGGUUCAAUUGACAUCACAGGCGAAGGAAGCAAGUGGGCAGAGCAGAGCAACGCCCCAAGCGUAACUGAGCUAUUGGCUGUGUAUCGCACGGG